AUGUCGAACUCGGAGAUGGGUAUCGACAACACGCGCCGCAACAUCAGGCCUCGGCCCUUGACUGACGAGGAGCACGAGCGUCUCAAAGAAUUCGCCCAAGAUAUUCAUUAUUCGGCACGAUACUCUGACGACGAGUACGAAUACAGACACGUCCAGCUGCCAAAGGCCAUGCUCAAGGCUAUCCCGAAAGAGUACCACGACAGCUCCAAGGGUACCCUCAAGCUAUUGUGGGAAGAUGAAUGGCGAGCCAUGGGCAUAACCCAGAGCCUUGGUUGGGAGCACUAUGAGGUCCACGAGCCAGAGCCGCACAUUCUUCUAUUCAAGCGCCCACUGAACUACCAGCCGCCACAGUGA
Messenger RNA from Thyridium curvatum, 354 nucleotides. RefSeq lists its product as uncharacterized. The record is from RefSeq and is a predicted model, not a curated record. Gene Ontology annotation, cellular component: SCF ubiquitin ligase complex; cyclin-dependent protein kinase holoenzyme complex. Gene Ontology annotation, molecular function: ubiquitin binding; histone binding; protein kinase binding. Gene Ontology annotation, biological process: regulation of mitotic cell cycle. The coding region runs from base 1 to 354 and encodes 117 amino acids. NCBI's taxonomy places the organism in Eukaryota, Fungi, Ascomycota, Sordariomycetes, Thyridiales, Thyridiaceae. The transcript has 4 exons.